Molecule: messenger RNA, 1443 nt
Organism: Pseudo-nitzschia multistriata
Lineage: Eukaryota; Bacillariophyta; Bacillariophyceae; Bacillariales; Bacillariaceae
Source: the annotation of a GenBank genome assembly
CGCCUCUAGCACAUAACGAUGGCUCAGUGUUUCACCAUAUCGAUUAUUCGAACUUGUGUUGACGACACUAAAGAAAAUCACCAGCUAGAACCAAGCCUUCAAAAGAAGAAAAACUAUGGACAUCCUUCAAAGAGAAAUGAAACGUAAGAAGGAGGCUCUCCUCAAAGCAAAGAAAGAGGCAGAUGCUUCUUCUGAAACUUCCAGCGCCGGUGAUGGGAGGAAGAAGCGCAAAUACUUGAAAGUUUCCGAUCUUCGUAGGAUCGAGGACGAAGAGCAAGAAGAGAAAGAGAAAAUGCGCUGGGACCGGAACACCAAUUCAAAUAGGAAGGCUGUGUCGAUAUCAUCGGCAUCGAAGGAAACAGACGAUGACGAUGCAAUCAGUCAAGCACGAAUGAAAUUUAAGAAUGCAAAGAAAGGCAAGUCAUCGACAACCUCUUCGCCAUCUUCAUCACCUGCGGCGACGGUCAGAGACAAGAUCGAUUCUUCACCAGCUUCUAUAACGCAGAAACUUCGCGAAAUGGGUCUUAUCGUACGAUACUUUGGAGAAGGAAACACGGCUCGUUUGGAACGACUGAAAAAUGCCCUUGAGUAUCAAUCCAAAACUUUAGAGGGUCUAUCGGAACUGGAGGAAUUUCGACUUGGAAAGGGUCAUGGAAUUCGUAAUCCCUUCUUGGAAAAUGAGAAGCAGUUUAAGAAUAAUCAGCAUCAAAUGCCGGGCAUGGGGAUCAAUGACAAAGGAUCACUCGAAAACUCGAGACUGGAAAGAAAAAAACAAGGCAAGGGGAAACAUGCGACAAAAUCCGAUGUAGAUGGCGAGAACGAGGAAGAUCAAUCAGAUCCUCCAAAGUUCAUAUACAAGUACCUGAAAGGUUUAUUGAAAGAAUGGGAGGUCGAGUUGGCAGAAAGAGCCGAGUCUGUAGCGAGAUCUGUGGCGGGUAGGAACGAAUCAAAGACUCUGAAGCAAUGCAAGGACUAUAUCCGACCACUUUUCAAACUAUUGAAGAGCAGAAAACUGGAAGAAGGACUGCAGUUACAUUUGCUGAAAAUUGUCAAGUUUGCCAAACAAGGGGAAUUUGUCAAGGCGCACGAUUCCUAUAUUGAUGUUGCGAUUGGGAGAGCUGCCUGGCCUAUCGGAGUUACCAUGGUCGGUAUUCACGCUCGCAGUGGACGUGCUAAAAUCGAGUCUGCGAAUGUUGCACACGUCAUGAACAGUGAGCUCCAACGCAAAUAUCUCACGUCUGUAAAGCGUCUUUUGACUUUUGAUCAAAACAGACGAACGGACGUUGAUCCCUCCAAAAAGGUGAGGUGAUAAAAAUCAUCACCUCCGGAUUUACGAGGCAAAACAUCUGGUCAUAUUACCGUCAUAUUACCCUUUCGUCUUCAUCUCAUCGCACGAGAUAGGUAGUUUUGAGCUUACAAUCCAAAAAAAGGCAGAUUAAUUGU